Molecule: messenger RNA, 653 nt
Organism: Coffea arabica (coffee)
Lineage: Eukaryota; Viridiplantae; Streptophyta; Magnoliopsida; Gentianales; Rubiaceae
Source: RefSeq, a predicted model, not a curated record
AUGAGCAUGAAAGCGUGUUGUCUUGCUUGCUUUGCAAUUUUAGAUGACAUGAAUUCAUGCACAUUAAUUGCUAGCACUAAUAUCGCGCUUAAUAUGAUCGCAGUUGGGAAAUGUGGCUUUGGUAAGUUUGGAGCAACACUCAAUGGCGGUGACGUUUCGGCUGCAGCAGAGCUGUAUCGAGCGGGUGUAGGAUGUGGCGCUUGCUAUCAGGUAAGGUGCACUAACAGUUAUUAUUGCCUGGAUAAAGGAGUAACUGUAGUCAUAACUGACCAUGGAAGCAGUGAUCAAACUGACUUCAUUCUCAGCCAGCGAGCCUUUAGUCAGAUGGCACGGAGCACAGAUGCAGCAGCCUCUCUACUGGCACUUGGAAUAGUUGACAUUGAAUAUAGAAUGUUAGAGAUAUGCUUCAUGGUCAUUAAGAAAGCUACAAGAUAUGCUUCAUGGUCAUUAAGAAAGCUUCUAGAUUUAACUAAUAACAGAUGAUUUAGAAGUUAGAAGCUCACAAAUUGAACUUUCAUAUGACUGAGAGGAGAGCAUCUGCAGGAACUAUAUGUUCUUUUCCUUGGGUUUACCAUUGAUUUAUUCCAUAAAAGUAAUUAAGCAAGUCCAUGAAAACACAAAACUUCAUUGUAUCCUCCAUGGAAGUAAAACCU